AUGCCACUGGGGAAUAAAAGGCGCUCUUCUUCAGCUUCAGGAAGAUUAGAAACCAAACAUGUGACCAGCAUCCUCACUGAGCUGUGGAGUACAGGGGACAGGAGGACAGGGACAGGUUGUCGGAGUGAGAAAGUCACAGAUGACUUGUCAGCACCAAGACGAGGGGGUGUCAGCGAGAAGAGACAAGAGCAGCCUGAAUGGGUGGUGAGAGAGCUGCUGAGACAGAACAGAAGAAGACACUCUGUCACACUGGGAGAUGAGGCUCAAAUCAAGAGACAACAACACCACAAUAUUGACUCAAAUCACAGCCUCAAGAUUGAUGAGACGAUAUCACUCGACAACCUCCAGAAAUUAAAACUAGGAUUUGAGGAAUUUGAAACAGGCGGCUUGAGAUCCAUUGAUGCAAAAAAUUUUGGGCGUAUAGUGAAGAAGUGUUUGGGUUUGCCUAAGACAAGCAAUGCGCAGAUUCAAGGCUUAUUUAAGAAGAUUGAUUAUUCAGGCCAAGUUCUAAUUUCAAGUAAUGUGACGCAGGGCCACUUCUGCACACACAUGCUGCAGGAGUACAAAGAGAAGCAGGAAACUGCCAGACGCAGUAAGCAGGUGGCGUUCACUCUGCCAGCCUCCAUGAAGGCGUCAUGUCAUGGCGUCCCCAUCGCCAACAUCCACGCCACGCCUGAUGGCUCCAUCGUCACAGUGCGAGAAGACGGGGUUGUUUGCUACUGGAGCCCUGAACUCAAUCCGCUGAAGACCAAACACAUGUUUAACGAAGGACCUGCAAACAGGAAGUCAAAGUGGGCAAGUGAUUUUACUGUAAUGACAGAGUUCAACAAGCUGAUGAUUGGAACGGGCGACAGAGAGAUCCAGCUUUAUGAGCUUUCCACGCUGGAGCCUUAUUGCCAGAUCAAUGCACUAGACACAGUGCCUUUGACAUUAGACUACGGCUACACUGGCCCUGAUAAAUGUUGUAUUCUGUACGGAGACACAGAGGGAUGUGUGACUAUCAUUUUAAUAUCCUCUGUUGGAGAUACCCUCAGGUUAUGGAAUAAAUUACCAAAGAUUGAAAAUAUACCCAACAUAGCAGCUGACAAUGCAGUGCUCUCUCCGAAUGUGACAUUUGUCAGAUGGAAGGUUCAUCAGGACUGGGUAACACAGGCAAAAUAUUUUCAAAGUUUUCAAGCUGUUGUCUCCUCCUCAAAUGAAGAAGCUUCCUCACUCGUUAUAGGCUGUGUGCUGCCUUUAACAGACGCUGAGCAGCAGCUGAGUGAGAUCAGAGAAGCCUGCUAUGAAGGUAAGAUCAAGAAGGUCCAACUGAGCUGGACCCCACAGCUGCGUGCAGCAUGUGAUCAGACAGUUUUCACCAUCGACAAAGGUGUCAAGACCUUUGACCUUUGUCAGAAGCACAGCUUGCUGGUCACGGGAGGCAUGGACAGACUCAUACGCAUGUGGAACCCACAUUUUUCUGGGAAACCAACAGGCGUUUUGAAAGGUCACUCUGCCCCCAUCGUCUACCUCCGCAUCAUUGCAGAGGACAGUCAGGUCUUCUCUGUCUCCACAGACAGCACAGUAAAAAUUUGGGAUAUCCAAGAUCAGUGUUGCCUGUUUACGGCGGACCCCAAAGCCAGCGGGAUUCACGGUGACAUAUCUGCAUGCUCCUAUUCCUCUGCUAUGAAAUCCUUUUACAUUGCAGCAGACUGUAUGGCUGUGCUCUCCCUGAAGAUAAGGCCACGGAUUCACCGCCGUCUGACUGUUUCACAUAAUGAGCCUGUAAUGUGCUGCGGGUACAGUGAGGAGUUUCGUCAAGUUGUCAGCUGCACUGAGGGAUCUGUGGUGAAAGUCUGGGAUUUUGACACUGGGCAUGAGGUUUUUGAGUUUGGUGGCUCACAUGAUCUUUCUGCCAUCACAUGCAUGGCUUUUGACCCCAAAGGGAGGAGACUCAUCACAGGCGGACAAGAUGGUUGUUUGAAGAUCUGGAACUUCAACAAUGGUCAGUGUCUAAAGACACUAAAGAAGGAUGGUGAUUGUCAUGAAGUGUGCGACUGUAUCUUUCUCCAAGUUCACAGGAAUUUCUAUGUGAUGUCUGUUGGCCGGGACCGGAAGAUUGACAUUUACCCAGACAUACCUGAGGACCUUCAUCAUGUCCAGAGGCCGCAGCCUUCGUGGCAGGAUGACCUGAAAAAUGGCCAUAGAGAGGACAUCCUUUGUGUGGCACAGUGUCCCCCAUCUCUCCUGGCCACCGGCAGCUAUGAUGGAGAGAUUAUAGUUUGGAACGUGGUUUCUGGACGUAUACAGUGUCGGUUUGUCAGCCCUCUUCUAGCAGAACACCAAAAUGUUGAAGGACUGGAUACAAGCGUUCCCAGCAUCAUUUUCUUAAAGAACUCCAAGUUACAGCAGGUUUCCUCGGGUACAGCGCUGCUGUCGUCUGGAGCCAUGGGUUGCAUAAAUCUCUGGAAGGUGCUCAGUGGAGGGAGAUUUGUGGGCAGCUUCAAAGCUUCUAGAUUCAAUAAAAAGAUUAUCAAACUGGCUACAGCAGACAAGGACACGUUGCUGUACGCUGCUGAUCGAAUUGGUUACGUCUAUGUUUACAACAUGGAGAAGUUUGUCCCUGAGCAAAAAUCACCUAAAGCUGAAAACUUCUGGCGUGCCCACACCAGCACAAUUACUGGCCUGCAGAUUGUUGACAAUGAUCAAGUGGUGCUUACCUCAUCCACUGACUACACCGUUCGCCUUUGGAGCGCACAUGGAGAAUUCAUAGGGACCUUUGGACAAUCUGAGAGCUGGAGCGUCCACAUCUCCUCUUCAUGGAAACACCCGGCUGUCCCCUAUGAGGUUCUGAUUGAUCCUCUGAGUAUGCCUGACGAUGAAACCCUGAAUGUUAAAACACGUCUAUCUGAUGCCACCAAUCCUGUCAAGACUGGGGCUCAUGGAGGUGAACUGAAGUCAGAGACACACACUAAGCCGAGACUUCCCUCAACAUCCAUCAGUGACACAGACAUUGAGAAAGAUUAAAAGCACAUUUUACCCAGAGGAACACCAGGCUGGGCUCUGUCGUGAAACUGUCAGGCAUACUAACAAGCUAUCGAACCACUGCGCUCUGAAAGGCUUUUUUUUUGCUGCGGAGCCACCAAACACCAGUGUGAGACCUGACCUCUUACAAACAGCACUGAGGAACUGGAGUCAAGUGAAUAAGAUAAAUCUCUCAUAUCGAUCAUAACUGGGCUACUGGAUCAUUGCAGAGCAAGGAACGUUUUAAAAUAAUGAAAUAAUAGUGAGGAUGUUAGUUUCUGUGACUGGAUUUUUCACCAACAGACCAUGUAAAGCCAAUCAAUGGCUGAAAUCAAUGUGUGAAACAUGUGGAAUGCAACAUUAUGAGGCUUUGCACAAAGUAGAAAGUUAGUAAAGAAUACAAAGACAGUGCUUUUACACAAACCCUUAUUUGCAUUUUAAACACAUAACUGACAACAUUUUUUGGGAGUUUGGGUAUCCGUUUCGAAACAUUGUAAAAUGGUCACAGUUGGUUUAGGCACCAAAAUGAUCAUGAUUUGGAUAAAAAUAAGUAUGCGUGUUGCAUAAGUUAGCUUUCAUAUCUCAUAUGGAAUUUGAUUAGAAACUGGGAGAAUAUACAUGUCUCCCAAAAAAUAAACUGACAAGGCAAUUUUUGCAGGGAUGGUAUUGUAUUUUUUAAGAAUAUAUCUGCAUUGUCUUUACAUUGUUUUAGUUGCCCCUGGUGACCAAAAAAACUGUUAUUGGAAAAAUUCCAGGGUCAGAAAACCUUUUGUUUGACCAGAAGCAAUUUCUGUAAGCCUAUAUGUCUAUGGUCCUGAACACAGCACUAUUCUAUGUGUCAUUUUUCUUCUUCUUUUCAAAAAUAAAUAAAUACUGUGUUGGAUAAAGAGUAUUAAGUUACUGAGCCAGCUGUCCAGACCUGAUUCUGAAAAUAUAAUUAGAGGGAAAAAAGCACAUCAUAUUCUUACUGAUUUGCAUUAUACACCUUUAUCUUUGGGAUAUGAUGUAUUAUCCAUGUAUGAUAUCUAUCAUCUCGGAUCUUGCGAUGUGCGCUGGCAUACAUUGUAUUAAUAAUGAAAGCCUGCAUACUUUCAAAUGUGUCAUCCUUAUAUUUUUCAGUGUAUACAUUUAUGUAAUGCAUUUGUUUUCUCUGCCUGCUUUAUAGCUAAGUGAGACAUCUACUUGUCGUGAAAGUAUACAGUACAAGGCUUUUAGCUGUGUAGGUUGCGAGAGAGCUAUAAGAGUGCAAACACAGUUGGGUUUGUGCAAGCAAAUAAACUGUGACAUACAUAACAAAAUUAGGGAAUGAGGUAUGCUGUACACUGUGUGCAUUCAAUUGGGUUUUGUACAGUCCAUCAAAUAAAUUGUCACUGUGGUAUUUAUAUUUUAUUGUUUGUCACUAUUCAUAGAAAUCAUACCCACUGUAAACUUGCA
Messenger RNA from Centropristis striata (black sea bass), 4437 nucleotides. It is a transcript of the gene wdr95, whose product is annotated as WD40 repeat domain 95. The coding region runs from base 1 to 3006 and encodes 1001 amino acids. The record is from RefSeq and is a predicted model, not a curated record. Gene Ontology annotation, molecular function: protein binding. Lineage: Eukaryota; Metazoa; Chordata; Actinopteri; Perciformes; Serranidae. The transcript is spliced from 30 exons.